Cyprinus carpio (common carp) is the source of this 1943-nucleotide messenger RNA. RefSeq names its product gastrula zinc finger protein XlCGF8.2DB-like. The coding region runs from base 496 to 1599 and encodes 367 amino acids. NCBI's taxonomy places the organism in Eukaryota, Metazoa, Chordata, Actinopteri, Cypriniformes, Cyprinidae. The record is from RefSeq and is a predicted model, not a curated record. The transcript has 3 exons.
GUUGCUUCCCGAAAUGAUUCUCUGUUUCGAAUCUCUCGAUUCAGCGCGCUUCACAACACCAUGUAAAUACAACGAGAUCAACAAACAAACGCGAUUAUGAAUUAAACUUUUCGAUCUUUUUCCUGUUUAUAGUGUUUUUGUUUAGUUAUGGCCUGGUUUCACAGACAGGGCUUAGGUUAAAUCAGAAUUAGGCCAUAAAUUAUAAACGUGAAUUAAAAAAAAAAAAAACAUUAGUUGUGGUGAGCAUCUUAAAACAAUUGCACGGACAUAUUUUAAGAUCAGUGUAAGUUUCUUUCAUUUGAAAGAGCUCAGACUUAGAUUUUAGUCUGAGACUAGUCGUCAGCCUUGUCUGUGAAACCAGAGAUAACCGAAACCAUUAAUUAUCAUUCAGAGUGUCCCUUACCAGUGUGCUGACUACUGAACUAGGGAGCUGAUUGAGACACACCCAGUGAUUUAGUUUGGACUGAUUUAUCUUUAAUUAUUCUCAUCUUAAACAUGACAGUGUGUGGAUCUCAGCAGGAGUUUUUCUGUGUGUUUGGACACACUGUUAUAAAGAUGGAGUUUAUUAAAGAAGAGAGAGAAGAUGUGAAGACUGAAGACACUUUCAGAGUCAAACAAGAAGAUACUGAGGAACAAACAGACCUUAUGCUGCUGAAAGAAGAGCGCAUUGUACAGAAUGAAACAGAAGAGAAUGAACAAUAUGAGACUCAUCAUGAUUUUAUAACCGGAGAAGAAUCUUUCAGUUGGCCACAGAUUAAAGAGACUUUCUCACUGAAAACCGCUCAUAAAACAGGAACUACAAGUUAUUUCACCCCUUUUCACUCUGAGAAGAGUUUCAAUGAACAUGGAAACCUUAAAGUCCACACGAGCGUUCACUCUGGAGGGAAGACAUUCCCCUGCCAACAGUGUGGAAAAAGAUUUACUCAAAAAGUAAACCUUAACAGGCACUUAAAAGUUCACACUGGAGAAAAGCCUCAUAUCUGCCCUGAGUGUGGAAAGAGUUUCGAUCGUAAUGGAAACCUUAAUAGGCACAUGAGAGUUCACACUGGAGAGAAGCCUUGCACCUGCAAACAGUGUGGAAAGAGAUUUGAUCAACAUGGAAACCUUAACAGGCACAUGAGAGUUCACACUGGAGAGAAGCCUUACACCUGCCAAAAGUGUGGAAAGUGUUUCAAUCAUAAUGUAAACCUUAAAGUGCACAUGAGAGUUCACACCGGAGAGAAGCCUUACACCUGCAAACAGUGUGGAGUCAGUUUCUCUCAUGAAGGAAGCCUUUACAGGCACAUGAGAGUUCACACUGGAGAGAAGCCUUACACCUGCCAACAGUGUGGAGUCAGUUUCACACUCAAAGGAAACCUUAAAGUCCACAUGAGAAUUCACACUGGAAAGAUGCCUUUUACCUGCCAACAGUGUGGAAAAAGUUUCAGUAGAAAAGAAAACCUUAAUGACCACAUGAUAAUUCAUAUAGGAGAGAGUCCUUUUAUCUGCCAACUGUGUGGAAAAAGUUUAAACCGCAAUGAAAGCCUUAACAGUCACAUGAGAAUUCACAUGGGAGAGAAUCGUUUUGUGUGCCAUCAGUGUGGAAAUGGUUUCAACUGAAAAGAAAAUCUUAACAAACACAAGGGAAUUCACACAAGAUAAAAACCGUAUACAUGCCCUCAGUGUGGAGAGAGUUUCAAUCUACAUGGAAGCCUUAAAGCCCACAUGAGUCACACUAGAGAGAGUUCCUUCACCUGCCAACAGUGUGGAAAGAGUUUUACUCAAAAAGGAGAUCUUAACAUGCACAUGAGAAUUCACACUGAAGACAAGCCUUACACCUGUCCUGAGUGUGGAAAGAGUUUUGGUCAACAUGGAAACCUUAAAGUGCACAUGAGAGUUCAUCCUGGAGAGAAACUAUACUCUUGUCUUCAGUGUGGAAAGAGUUUCUAUAAUCAAGAGACUAA